UGUAGCCAUCGUAAUACCUAAAGCUAAGAUCUGGCCAAGAGCUACCUACAUUGUAGGCGACAAGGGUUCUAUAGAAUUUUUCAGUAUCUUCCCUACUUUGCUGUCGUGUGGUCUAGUUGGCUCACAUCCUCAGUCCGCCGUUUAUUCUGCCUGUCAAUCAUCAUGACGCACCUGUUAACUCAACAAUAUCAAGAUAGGAAUAACUGAAUAGCAAAGCACAAUCGAGGUUACCGCAUGAUCCGGACGAAAAAGUGUCCGGGUUGGAACACGACAAGAUGCCCAUCCAAAUCUCGACUAGAGAACCCGCGCGGGACUCAAUGCGCGCGCAGGCUGCACAAGAGUGAAUUCCACUCCUACUUCAAGCACAUAAAAGGACCUCAUUUGCCCAUACUCAACUUCUGCAUUACAUACUUAAUCAUGUCACCUUCGAAAAUUCUUGUCCUCGGCGGCACCGGUCCAGCAGGACUCUGCCUUCUGCGCGAACUCCUCCACCGCAAUCACAGUGUCGUUGCCUACGCCCGUAGUCCCUCCAAGAUCCCGUCCUCAAUAUCCAGCAACCCGCUCCUCUCCAUUGUAAAAGGCGACAUGGACGACCUCAAAACCUUCUCCGCCGCCCUUAACGGCUGCUCGACGGUUAUUUCGCAUCUUGGACCCAACAUCAAGGACACUCACAUCGCGCCCACAAUGUACCCGGACAUGUUCCGCAACACUGUGAUUCCUGCGAUGCGCGAGCGCGGCGUUAAAAGGAUCUUCUUGAUGGGCACUAUUGCCAUCCAGAGACCAGAGGAUUCGUGGACGGUCAUGCAGUCUGUCGUGCUAGUGUACAUGAAACUGUUUGCACGGUCAAUAUACCAGAACAUCAUGAACAUCGUGGACCUAUUUGAGAAUGAGGCGCGAGACCUAGACUGGACGGAGAGCUGGAGGCAAGGCAGAGAGGAGGGUAAGCUGUACGUUGGACCACUGGGCGCGAAGGAUUGGACGAUGAAUACGAACCGAAGUCGGCUAGCUCGGUGGUUGGUGGACUCUGCUGAGGACGGCGCGAAGCAGUGGGUCAGGAAGAUGCCUGCUGUUACAAAGCUGGCGGGAAGUUGAGCUUUGGAUUUCUCGUGAUCUUGCGGCCAGGGUGUGGUUCUCUGCAUUACCUGACCCUAUUAGCGCUUAUGUAGUUCCUUGGUUCAAGCUGUACAGAGAGCAUGA
Messenger RNA from Boeremia exigua, 1197 nucleotides. RefSeq lists its product as uncharacterized. Bases 235 to 1092 code for a protein of 285 amino acids. The transcript is spliced from 3 exons. The record is from RefSeq and is a predicted model, not a curated record. Lineage: Eukaryota; Fungi; Ascomycota; Dothideomycetes; Pleosporales; Didymellaceae.